Messenger RNA from Lucilia cuprina (Australian sheep blowfly), 574 nucleotides. RefSeq lists its product as uncharacterized. The record is from RefSeq and is a predicted model, not a curated record. The transcript has 2 exons. Lineage: Eukaryota; Metazoa; Arthropoda; Insecta; Diptera; Calliphoridae. The coding region runs from base 1 to 573 and encodes 190 amino acids.
AUGGAUAGCGAUGACGAAAGGGAUAUAUUUGACAAGAUUAGGGGACUUGAGAAGGAUAAGGAAGACACAACGAUGACUUUAGAUAAUAUUUACUAUUUGAACACUGCAAUGUCAGACAAGAUUUCAAACAUCAAUAAUCAUAUAAAUAACCAGCAGAAGGUCGUUGAAACCUACUCCGCGAGCUCACCCCGACGUGUUGCAGUUCCCGUUUUGGUAAAAGAUGGAAAACCUUGCUCAGGAGGCAACACAAUUCAAUCACACUCACAGCAACAAGUCAGCAGUAUAAAUAAUGUGGGAUCAAAUGUCGUAAAUGGAAACAACUCCUUAUCAAGCACUAUAAAUCUUAUAAACGAAUCUGCAGGCUCCCACUCACCAGAUACAUCUUCAUCAAUACAUGCGUCGUAUAAUGGAACUGUAACUGGUACUAAUACGCAGAUGUUGCAACAGCCAUGUAAUAACACAAUUGUAUCUAAUAGCUUAGCAAUGGCUUACAGAAAUCAAAAUAAUUUUAUGUCGAAUGGACACCAACAGCAGUGUACUGGUUACUUGCCCUUGCAGGGAAGAGCGUGGUAAA